CGCCCUGGCGGCGGCCGCCGGUUCGCCGCUCGCGGCUCGCAGGUUCCAUUGAGAAAAGCUGAGCGGCGGCGGCGGCGUCUGCGCCGAAGCAGAGAAGCCGCCACCAGCCCGCCGCCCGCCGGGCAGUCCGCGCGCCCGGAGCGCAGGGCCGUGGCCUCAGGCCUCCGCGGCGGCGCCGGCGGCCCACGCGCGGGCGCGGCGGGCUGGGGCGCAGGCCAAGGCAGCCGUGGAGCCCACGGGCCGGGGGCAUGAGCCGCCCCGCCACCCGCCGCGCCCCUGCCGCCCGCCGCCGCCCGCCAGGGGCUAGAGGCGGCCGCCGCGAGGGCGCACGGCGCCGGAGACAUGUCCAGGAGGAAACAGAGCAAUCCCCGGCAGAUCAAGCGUUCCCUCAGAGACAUGGAGGCCGGAGAAGAAGCCAAGGGCACGGACAUCAGCCCCAUGGAACAGGAAGCCACAGCCCCAGAGGCCCCAGCCAUAGAGGAGCCCCCAAGUCCACCCAGAGAAGAUGUGAGCCCACCUACAGUGUCGGCACCCCCUGAGUCUCCAGACGAUCCUGAGGAUAUGGAGGGACAAGAGUUGGAGAUGAGGCCCCAGGAUGAGAAGAAAGAGGAAAAGGAAGAAGAGUCAGCCGUGGCUAGUCCCUGGAGUGGCCCAGGUAACCAGGCUGACUAACCCUGUAUAGUAGUGAAGUGACCCCGGCCGCCUUGCUACAGCCUUCUGGGCUAGCUGAGGAUU
Rattus rattus (black rat) is the source of this 735-nucleotide messenger RNA. RefSeq names its product zinc finger protein ZFPM1-like. NCBI's taxonomy places the organism in Eukaryota, Metazoa, Chordata, Mammalia, Rodentia, Muridae. The coding region runs from base 343 to 672 and encodes 109 amino acids. The transcript is spliced from 3 exons. The record is from RefSeq and is a predicted model, not a curated record.